This is a messenger RNA of Prunus avium (sweet cherry), 803 nucleotides long. NCBI's taxonomy places the organism in Eukaryota, Viridiplantae, Streptophyta, Magnoliopsida, Rosales, Rosaceae. The record is from RefSeq and is a predicted model, not a curated record.
AAGCAAGCAAUACUUCUCAUUUUACAUUAUUUUGCUUGUUUCCAUUCAUUCCCAAACUCAUUCAUUAUUUUAAGAUAGAAUUAUUUGGUCAUCCCAUUACUUUGAUUCUUGCAGGUCAUGUCAACCACUCGAUUUUCUGGAAGAAUCUGACUCCUGUUAGUCAUGGAGGUGGUGAGCCCCCUCAUGGUUCCCUGGGCUGGGCUAUUGACACAAAUUUUGGUUCUAUGGAAGCAUUAGUGCAAAAGAUCAAUGCAGAAGGCGCUGCUUUGCAGGGUUCUGGAUGGGUGUGGCUGGCUCUAGACAAAGAGUCGAAGAAACUUGUGGUUGAAACCACUGCAAAUCAGGACCCAUUGGUUACCAAAGGACCAACUUUAGUUCCAUUGCUUGGUAUUGAUGUUUGGGAGCAUGCGUACUACUUACAGUAUAAGAAUGUGAGGCCAGAUUAUCUGAAGAACAUAUGGAAAGUAAUCAACUGGAAGUAUGCCGGCGAAGUGUACGAGAAAGAAAGCCCUUGAGGCUAUGAGCAAAUGAAGGGUGGCAUUAGCAGCUGGUUGAGUUGAUGAAAUAAAAUGAUGUACGUGACAAAUGAGGACCCCCCUUAUUUAAUCAUCGGCAUAUCCCAUCCCAAUCCCAUCCCUUGUAUGAAAUUGAGAUAGUGUAAGAGUUAUGUACUUAUUUAAUCACUGUUUGUUUCUUUUUUGGUUGUUCCACUGUUUGAUCGUUUGAUGCAAUAAGUUAUGUAUGUAAUUGGAGCUUUGUCUAUUUUGCUGCCUGAAAUAAGCUCUGUCGGCAACUUUUGCUUU